Molecule: messenger RNA, 311 nt
Organism: Echinostoma caproni
Lineage: Eukaryota; Metazoa; Platyhelminthes; Trematoda; Plagiorchiida; Echinostomatidae
Source: the annotation of a GenBank genome assembly
UUUUGGGAUACACAAUGCGGAUUAGAAUCAUUCCGCAUUCAAAGAAUUUCAAAGAGCCAAGCUUGGCAACGUGCCGGUCGCGCUGGGAGAGAGGCAGCUGGGGUUUGCUUACGCCUGUACACCGAUGCAGAGUACAAGAAAAUGACACUUCAUCCACAACCAGAGCUAGUCCGAGCUCCUAUGGCCGGAGUACUACUCAAUCUGAUCGCCAUGAAUGUCAAGGUGAGCAACUAGUCCGAUUUGCACCUAAUUUAGACCAUUUCCGGUUGUCGUUCCCCAUAGUUUUCCCCGGGCUUCUAAUAAUUCACUAG